AUGCUGUUGGAUAAUUAUACAGCAGCAGCGACGAUGCAGUUGUCAGUAAUGUUUGCUGCGACCUUCUUCUUCUUCCACGCUUCAGAGUACAUACUGGCGGUUAUAAUUCACGGGAGAGCAAAUGUAGGUCUAAGUUCUCUAUUGAUAAGCAAGCAAUACAUUGGGGCGAUGUUGUUUUCAUUGAUGGAAUUUUAUGUGGAGGUGUACUUGUUCCCUGGAAUGAAGGAGGAGGGUGGGUGGAGGAUAAUUAGCAAAAUAGGACUUGGAAUGGUUAUUAUAGGGGAAGUGAUAAGGAAGAUGGCGAUUUUGACAGCUGGUCGGGCAUUCACUCAUCUCAUUAAGAUCUACCAUGAACAGCGUCACCAAUUAGUGAUUCAUGGAGUUUACGGUAAGAUCCGUCAUCCAGGGUAUCUAGGCUUCCUCAUAUGGUCGGUGGGAACACAGGUUAUGCUGUGUAAUCCAAUCUCAACCCUCACAUUUACAGUGGUGGUUUGGAACUUUUUUGCAAACCGGAUACCUUAUGAAGAGUAUUUCCUAAGGCAGUUUUUUGGGGGUCAGUACGAUCAAUAUGCUGCUACAGUUCCUUCUGGGAUUCCAUUUGUCAAGUAA
Molecule: messenger RNA, 609 nt
Organism: Impatiens glandulifera
Lineage: Eukaryota; Viridiplantae; Streptophyta; Magnoliopsida; Ericales; Balsaminaceae
Product: probable protein-S-isoprenylcysteine O-methyltransferase
Exons: 1
Coding region: 1-609 (202 amino acids)
Biological process (GO): C-terminal protein methylation
Cellular component (GO): membrane; endoplasmic reticulum
Molecular function (GO): protein C-terminal S-isoprenylcysteine carboxyl O-methyltransferase activity
Source: RefSeq, a predicted model, not a curated record